Molecule: messenger RNA, 1009 nt
Organism: Pseudomassariella vexata
Lineage: Eukaryota; Fungi; Ascomycota; Sordariomycetes; Amphisphaeriales; Pseudomassariaceae
Exons: 2
Coding region: 216-785 (189 amino acids)
Source: RefSeq, a predicted model, not a curated record
AGGUUCAGGCAGCAGGAAUUGGGAAAGGACAGAGUGUCUUCUUAGGUGGACGUAGUCUGGUUGUGCUUGCUGGCUUCAUCGAAACAGGCUGUGGGAUGUGCGAAGCCACGUCUCUUUAUCUUGACACGGUUUCCUCAAGUCCGACUUUCUGGCUGCCUGGAAUGUAAGGUUUCCAAAGGUAGGCCAACGGAGGGUCGCACUGAUUGGCGGAUCUGAUGGGAGGACGGACCAAGCCCCUGAGUUCCGCCAUCCAUCCCUGCCAUCCUCGACUCGCAAUCCCUUCCGUGCCACCCUGGAACAGAGACAAGACAACUCCACUCUCCCUCUGCACCACGAGUCUUGGACUCUGGGCUCUGCUGGUGGUGUACCUGAGAUCUACCAGGCUGCAACAGCUGCGCCCGGGCUGGUGGCGAUGUUUUGACUGGCUGCUUCCACGGCCUGCGAAGCUACACUAUUACCCUUCAGUUUUAUUAUUAGCACCCGUCAGAUCCAUCUGUCAGCACGCCAUCACCGUACGUGUGUGUCCCCUAUUAACGAGGAAUGCAAUCCCAAAUACCGCCAUCACACUCGAAAAUUCGUCAAGGCGCGUCAAGACGCCGUCCAGCAUGCAAAAUCUCGUUAGUGCAAUUGGAUGGCAUAUCACUGCAUGCAGCUUUGGCCAUCCAAAAGUUGAAGCAACCACAUGUGCUCCAAACUGUGCGAGUCUGUGCAAACUAUUGUCAAACCCAAGGUUUUGCCUGCAACGAUUCCGGACUUGUUGGCAUUUCUCGCAUGGGAACCCUUGACAGAAUGCAAACCCUUAUUACGGAACGUGGACGUGGACGCACUAUAUUCGCAAUCCAUUGUGUGGGGGGGACCUUUGACAGCCUGUAAAUCGUGCUACCGCCACUGUUGAGGAUCUCCACUUCCCUGUUGUUGUCGACGACAAUUUGAUGGGUUUGGGGGCUUGCUACUGUCAUCAUGUCGGGAUACCACUCGCGCAUGCCCACGAGCGGUACAUGUCCAGACU